Molecule: messenger RNA, 1044 nt
Organism: Polychytrium aggregatum
Lineage: Eukaryota; Fungi; Chytridiomycota; Chytridiomycetes; Polychytriales
Exons: 1
Coding region: 1-1044 (347 amino acids)
Source: RefSeq, a predicted model, not a curated record
AUGCCUCGCGCCACCAGCACCAAGAAGCGAUCCUUGCCUACCGAUCCCGCUGGGAAACAGCCCCGCCAGCGAGCUCCCAAGCGCCGCCAGCCGCUGCCCGGUGAGGGUGUCAUGGUGUUUGACAACUCUGCAGGUCCCACGAUUACCAUGCCAGCCGACGUUCCAGCGGUGUCUGUCGAGAAAAGUGCUGAAGAUACCGAAUCCGUCGCAGCCGCCGUCCCGACCAGUCCCCACGGCCACUCUGGUGUGUCAGAGCCGUUGAAUACCGAUGUUCACGGUGAUGAUCCCAUUAUCGCCUCAGAGGAUAUGCCUGAGAACGCCGAUGCAAUCCCCACAGGCCUUCCGGACCCGGUAACGACACCAGCAUCGGACAACUACCGAUACAACAUGAUCGUGCCGUUCCCCGAUGUUCCUCAUGUUGAUACACUUCACCCAAAGCAACGCGUGUAUCCCUAUCGCGAGGAAUUCAAGCACAGCAACAGCACGAUCAUCUAUCCCAGGCUGGUCAUGAAGAAUACGGCCAUUGUCCGAGUGAACACCCCCAUCGGCUUCGUUCCUGCCGUCCAUCUACCCGAUCAUCGUGUGCUCCUCCAGGCUCAGGGUAUCAUUGCGUGUCUCUAUGAUAAGUUUGUGUGGUCAUGGGAUGAUAGCAAAACCAAGACCACCAAGUUGACAUUCGCGCGCAACAAAUUGAAGACGAUCUUCAAGGAAACUCCCCGCAUAUACAUCAAGUUCACCUCAGGGGUGAAGAAGCCUCAGCCAUUUGUCGAUGCCAUGGGCUAUGUGGAUAUCGUCAGAAAAAGCAAGACUGACGAUUCCUGCUAUUUGAAAGAUGCUCAGGACAUCUUUUAUAUCGGGAUUCUAUCGUCCGACUUGUCCUUGGAGGAAAUUUCACGUAGUUAUCACGCUGCUCACCACCGGGCUCGUGAUUUUGAUUCUCCCUAUUUGAUUUUCCACCAACACAAGAAGUUUUUGGCAUCCUUAGGAGGAAACGCAGCAGCGAGCCUCCGAGAGGCAUAUGCCCGCGAACUCUCCAGUCAAUAA